AUGAUAAUUCAAAAAGGCUUAGUACUUUCGACGAUAUAUCUGGGAUUUAUCCGGCGUUUUGCAGUCACGGCGUCUAAUUCAAAAGUUAUGUCCGGAGAGAUAUCGAAUUUUAACAAAACCUCUACGAUUAUACCCGGAGAGCACUCUGUAGCUUAUGUUACUGUUCCCAACGAAGAGGUUGCGAAAACCAUUGCUCAUGGUUUAGUUUCGAAUAAACUAGCGGCUUGCGUUAACAUUAUACCUAAAAUUAUGUCUGUCUAUGAAUGGGAAGGGAAAGUCAAUGAAGAUACCGAAUUAUUAAUGAUGAUUAAGACUAGAACUUGUAAAGUAAACGAUUUGACUGAAUAUGUAAAGGCCAAUCAUCCCUACACAGUUUGCGAAGUGAUUUCAUUACCUAUACAAAACGGCAAUGAUCAGUAUUUGAAAUGGAUUAACGACGUUGUACCUAUCAAUUAA
Molecule: messenger RNA, 456 nt
Organism: Phyllotreta striolata
Lineage: Eukaryota; Metazoa; Arthropoda; Insecta; Coleoptera; Chrysomelidae
Source: the annotation of a GenBank genome assembly